CUCGGUCUAUUGCUGCAGACGACACUCACACGGACGACAAGGAGGUGGCCCGACUCCUCCUACUUCAAUUGUUUUCAGUUUUUGUAGUGUAUUGGCCAAUUUUCCGUUGAAGAAAUGAAAGCUUAUUAUAGCUUCUUGUUCCUAGGAUUACUAGGACUUUCUCUUGGUCAGGGAUAUGGUGGCUCAUCUCAUGGGUCUAGUAGUGGGUUUCCACUUGUAGACCCCUUUAGUUCAGAUGACUAUGGGGGCUCUUCCGUUAUUAUGUUGGACACCAAUGAAGGUUUCGGCCUCCCAGGUCCAGGUCCCAGUGAGGAGUACCCAUCUCGUACUCCUAAGCCAAAGAGGGGUGCCGGUAUUGUGCAGGGCUCGGAAAUUGGUCUGGAAGUUUCACAUGGAAGGAAUGAAGAGAAAGUUGAUCCUCAGGGAGAAGAUAUCCAGGUAUUGUUUGAAGGACGUCCAGUCAAAAUCUUUUGCAACCUAACUGCAGAAGGUGGAGAAAAUGGCGUUGCACCCAAAACUGAUAUUCCCAUUGAAUGGUUCAAAGAUGGUAAUAAAAUCCUUGAAGGUGAGAGGUACAAGAUAUUUCGGGAAAACUUUACUUUGGUGAUUGAGGAUGCACAGAAGAAGGAUGCUGGGGACUACAGGUGUGAGUUGAAUGCUGAAACUAAGCUUUCAAGAGACCAUAAAAUUAUAUUUUUGGAAAUAAGGAAGAUGGAUAAGAGCCAAAAUGUGGAUGAGAAGCAGCAGUUAGUUAUUGAAUGUCCUGUUGAUGGUAUACCUGAGCCAAGUGUUAUGUGGAUGAAAAAUCAAAAACCAAUGUAUGAGCUGAUGGCUAAUGACAGUCGAAUUUCCAUGACCCCCAAUUCUAAAAACAUUACCAAUGGAACACUGAUCAUCUCUAGUGCUGAGUGGAGAGAUCGUGGCAACUACUCAUGCAAUAUUACAAGCUUUACUUACAACUUUGAGAAGUGGACUUUCCUGAGGGUCAAAGAUGUGUAUGCUGCCCUGUGGCCAUUCAUUGGAAUUGUGAUUGAAGUGGUGAUUCUUGGCAUCAUCAUUGUCAUCUUUGAGAAACGUCGCGCCAAGGCUGAAUUUGACGAGUCUGACACUGACCAAGGAAAUGAUCAGAAAAACAGUGGGAAGGAUCGGCGGAGGAAGUAAGUAGAGAUCUAGGCAAUGCUACAAGACAUCAGUUAAUAAUUUUCGCCUUUCUCAUUUGAGAGCGUUAAGUAAGAAAAAGUAGGCGCAUGCAUUAUUAAAGUAGCUAGCCUUAAAAACCAAAGAAUUUUGUCACAAAUUUAAAGUUUACCUCUUGAUUUUAGACGUAGUCUGCUUGAGUUACCCCUGGCACAUUUUAUCAUAAUAUUUGAGUACUGGUAUUGAUGCUGCUGUUGAAGUGGUAAAAUAACAGAACGGUUGAGAUGAGUGCAUUUAACAUGACUUGAGAGCAUCAUAUGGACAGAUGCACAUAACUGUGUGCCAGUUUGCAAUGAAGAGUGUGGCACGUUUUCCAUUUUUAUUUGUUUAUAUUUUUUUUUUCUUUCCCAAAGCUGUGUUGUUCCAGUUGGAAACUCUAGUGUAUUAAGUGAUACAAUUCUUGAUCAAAAUCCUUUUUUUUAAAGUGUUCUUUGUUAUGGUUUUACUGAUGAUACUGAAGUAGCCUUACUACUAGUAAAAGAAAUUUACUAUGUGAUGGUUGAUGGUAUGAUCAAUCCCUUUUUGUCAUUGGUAAUAUGACCAUGGACUCCACAUGACCAAAAGUCAGUGAUGAUUAUUACACUCCAAGUGAUGCAAUUUGUGACAAAAGUCCCACUAAAAUUUCACCUAUAAAGAUAUUUCAACAUUUACUCCUUCAUGGUGUUUUAUGGUGAAUCUUAAUGCUAGAAAUAAGUGAAAAUAACACUUACAAGAGCAUUAAACUAGCACAAUAAACUUUUCAAAUACUGUAGUUUACCAUUUUCAACGUAAUGGUGUUUUUGACCUUAAGUUCGUAAGUGUUAUAUUUGCAUGGUAUGGAAUUUUAGUUACAUGUACAGGUGUAGAGAUUGGAAGCCAUUCUCGAGGUAAUCUUGAUUAUUUUCCUUUUGGACUGUGUAGAAUAAACCUAGCUGUUUAUUCACACACUUACCUCAUUUUUAUUGAUCUUUGUUUCUCUUUUGGUACUAGAUUCGGUGAUUAGAGAAGGAAGGUACUGAACUCGAUACAAAUAUUUUAUCCUCGUGCUUUGUUGUGAUUAAGGUGAAAGUGAAUGAAAUUUAUGUUGGUGAAAGAUAAAUUUAAUUGAAACAAAAGUAGAAACUUUUUCUCAUACAACUGCUCUUGCUUGGUCUAUAAUUAUCAUGAAAUUUCAUCUUGGAAAUAAGAAGUCAGUUGAAUUCUGUGGGUGGUCGUGUAAGUUUGUUAGUUAGUAUAAGUGGUGUUUCAAAGAUUACUAGUAAUUUUGUGAGGGUAAUUUUUUAUUUCAAAUGGUGUCACUUUCAUCUUAUUACAAGAAUCACUUCUAAAAUGAUUUAUUUUUUACCCCUUAAGAAUUAUUUUUUGAUAACCAGGUUUUGUAACACUGAAAAAAAUCCUAUGAGUUGAUGAAGGGCCUUUUGCUUGUCAUGCAGUCUGGAAUGGUGAAGGUCUUUUCAUUCAUCAAAACAUAAGGUUUAUCAGGCUUCAUCACUCAACAUAACCUGAAAUGAUGAAUCCUAACCAUUUAUUAGGUACUGGAAAGAAUAAGGUUUAUUAGUUUACUAGUUCUUCAACGUAGAAUCCAAAAGAAUCUUGUUGCUGUGGAGAACAUCUGAAGAACUUGAAGGAGAUCUUCUAGCUUUAAGCAGAUGUAGAUGUAUGGUAAGGUUUUGUCUUUUACAAAAGAUGGAUUGUGCUUUGUUACAACCUGGCUUGCUAGGUUUACAAGACUUGCUAGGCUACUCUGCUUGGCUUUGCUAGAGGAGAAGUAUGAUUAGUUAGUUCUUAGGCUGUAUUUCCUUUUUUGAAUAAUAUAAAAUUAAGGUUUCAGUGCAACUAUAUACCAUAUUGUAGGAAAUCAUAAAUCCAUAUGAAAUACUGUAUAUGUUGUUUAUUAGUGGGAGGGGUGUACAUUAUUUGCUUAAGGAUCAUAGGUACAGUAGUAAGGUGCAUUAGCAAUCAUAAUCUUCUUUUACUAAGAGGUUAUUUGUUGUUACUUUCUUUUGGUACUAUGAAAUGUUUUUAAUGAGAUUGUUACUAUGGGUUGCUCAUGCACUUUCAUAAUUCUGGGUACCUUUGUCUCGCAUCUCUUCAAGGUUGUAAUAUUUCUUUUUAACCAAGGUAUACUGGUGACAGUUCAAACUGGUUAUAAGACCGAAUGUUGAAGACAGGAUUUGCUUUGUAUUGAUGUUAGUUGUUACAACAGUAUUUCUUUUAGUUAACUAUUAUUGUCACUAACAAGACUAGUUUGGGAGCAAAUAUUUAAGAAAUUGACAUUAAUUGAGCUAUACUACAUAGGAUCUCUUCAUUUCCCCCUUUUCUCUUAAUCCCAUUCAGAUAUAAUAGGAAGCUGACCAAAGACAUUAGUUUCUUCAGUGAUUUUGAUCUCAAUGUAGUUGUAAUUAUUCAAGUAAACAGUACUUAUCUGUUACUAUUCUUAGUGACGUAAGUCCCCUAUACCUACACUGUUUUUCUUGCUUAACUCCAUAUCUGUCUUUGUAUAGCUUGCAAAAUGGUCAUUAGUUUUAUGGGUUGUUGCUGUACUUUCUAGUCCCAUUUUCACUUCUUUCAUAUGUAUAUAGUCUCCAUUGUUGUUCUCAAUGCUAUUCCCAUUCUAUUCUUGUAAUGCAAAUAAAUUUUCUAGAAGUUUUAAGUGUUAUGUAUAUAUUAAAAAGACUGUCAAGACCACUUAUCAAUCAUUGGUUAAGGUCUGUUUUGAAAUGGGAAUCAUCUUACAUUGUGCACUGAAAUUACGGAACGAGUUAUAUCUUAGCAUAAGAGUAUGCAUCAAUUAUGAGUAAACACAUGAGCAAAAUUUCAUUAUUUGUGUAAGUGAACACAGAAUAAUUAAUUUCACAGUUAUACAUGCCAUGUCAGCUGUUUUAGGUGUGGUAUUGUUCAGCACAUUAUUAUUAUUAUUAUUAUUAUUAUUAUUAUUAUUAUUAUUAUUAUUAUUAUUAUUAUUAUUAUUAUGAGACUUCAGAAGAAACAGACUGCACUGAUUAGGGACAGGUAAGUGUUUUUUAAAACUAAAAACCUUCAUUGUAUAAAACAAUAAUCUUGCCAUUUAUAGAAAUGACUUGAUGUAAUGAUUUUUUUUUUUUUUUUUUUUUUUUUUUUUUUUUUUUUUUUAACCUUGCACCUUUUACCUAUGGAGGCACUAGCUGUUAUAAAUAUCCCAAGUAUAAAGUGCAAUCUCCCACUCCUUACUGUACAGUUUCAUUCUGUAUUCACUGCACCAUUUUUGAUCUGCAUGGUCUUUAGACACUUUUGUGAUUGAUUUGCAGAUUGAUAUUUGAUGAGAAUUUUUGUGAUGCACAUAACUUUUUAAUGGGUUGUGUAAUAUGUGUCGUAUACUACUUUUUAUUGAUCAGUAUCAUCUGUCCUAAACUUUUUACCCUUAAAAAUACUGGUAAAUUUCAAAUUGGUGCUUUGCAGUCGUGUGUUCUGAAGUCCUAAUUAUUUAUGCAAUUUGAAUAGGUACUGUAAAGGUUUGGUAUGCAAGUUCUGCUUAUACCAAUUACAACUUGUAUGUACACCACAUCACUAUUUAUGAAAUGGUACACUUUAAUGUGAUUUUUAAAGAAAUUUUGAGAUUGUGUAUGUAAAGAUUAAGACAGUAUUGAUUUCAUUGCCAGGUUAACGUUUUUGUGUAAGUGGUUCAACUAUUUACUGUUUGCUGGUAACCUGCCAUUGUUGAAGAUUAUAUAUCUGCUUUGUCAUGACAAAGUGUCAUUGUAAAAUACAGGCAGAAGAUCUUUUGUUUUUGUUGAAUGAUAUUGUAAAUAACAAGUUUAUCGUAUUUGUCAUUAUUUAUUGUUGCUCCUUAUAACCGGAUGUUACUAUAUGAUAAAAACAUUUGAUCUGA
This is a messenger RNA of Macrobrachium nipponense, 5044 nucleotides long. RefSeq names its product neuroplastin-like. Bases 115 to 1161 code for a protein of 348 amino acids. The record is from RefSeq and is a predicted model, not a curated record. Gene Ontology annotation, biological process: homophilic cell-cell adhesion. NCBI's taxonomy places the organism in Eukaryota, Metazoa, Arthropoda, Malacostraca, Decapoda, Palaemonidae. The transcript is spliced from 10 exons. Gene Ontology annotation, cellular component: plasma membrane.